Hemicordylus capensis (graceful crag lizard) is the source of this 2114-nucleotide messenger RNA. RefSeq names its product voltage dependent anion channel 1 (gene VDAC1). Bases 283 to 1263 code for a protein of 326 amino acids. Gene Ontology annotation, molecular function: voltage-gated monoatomic anion channel activity. Lineage: Eukaryota; Metazoa; Chordata; Lepidosauria; Squamata; Cordylidae. The transcript is spliced from 9 exons. The record is from RefSeq and is a predicted model, not a curated record. Gene Ontology annotation, cellular component: mitochondrial outer membrane. Gene Ontology annotation, biological process: monoatomic anion transmembrane transport.
GAGGAGCAGGAACUGCGCGCACCCCGAACGCCACGCUUGGUAACCAUCGCCCGCCCGGCGCCAGAAGACGCAAGUGAGGACGCCCUUGGUCAUUGGCCGAGCCGCUCCCUUUGCAGAAAAGUCCUGCCUCACUCAGCCUCUCCCUCUGGCGCUCAGCCUAUCCGCAGCCUGGGGGCAGGCGAGCGCUCGACGGCGGCGCAGUCACGUCCCUCUGCUCGUCGGCGCGCGGGGAGGGUCCGUCUGUCUGCCUAGCUGCCAGUGCCCGGCUUCGCUGCUGUCGCUAUGCUGGCCUCCGCACAGGGAAGAUCCGCCCCGUUCCAGUCCACCCCCGCUGCCGCCGCCGCUGCCUCUCCAGCUGUCACUCAUCAGAAGCCUUGCUGCAGUCACGGCAAAGACCGGGAUUGCACGAAAAUGACUGUUCCCCCUGCUUAUGCUGACUUAGGAAAAUCUGCUCGAGACAUUUUCACCAAGGGAUAUGGAUUUGGCUUAGUAAAGUUGGAUUUGAAAACAAAAUCUGAAAAUGGACUGGAAUUUACAAGCUCAGGUUCAGCAAAUACAGAAACAAGCAAAGUUACUGGAAGUUUGGAAACCAAGUACAGAUGGACAGAAUAUGGCUUGACAUUCACAGAGAAAUGGAAUACUGACAACACACUAGGCACAGAGAUAACUUUAGAAGAUCAGCUUGCACAUGGACUGAAGCUGACCUUUGACUCCUCAUUCUCUCCAAACACUGGAAAGAAGAAUGCUAAAGUCAAGUCUGGAUAUAAGCGGGAACAUAUCAACUUGGGCUGUGACAUGGAUUUUGACAUUGCGGGUCCUUCAAUACGCGGUGCCUUUGUGUUUGGCUACGAAGGUUGGCUGGCUGGUUACCAAAUGACUUUUGAGACAGCUAAAUCCAGAAUAACUCAGAGCAAUUUUGCUGUUGGUUAUAAGACUGAUGAAUUCCAGCUUCACACCAAUGUGAAUGAUGGUACAGAAUUUGGAGGUUCCAUUUAUCAGAAGGUGAAUGAUAAAUUGGAAACUGCUGUUAAUCUUGCAUGGACAGCUGGAAAUAGCAACACUCGCUUUGGAAUAGCAGCCAAAUACCAGAUUGAUGCAGAUGCAUCUUUCUCUGCUAAAGUGAAUAAUUCCAGUCUGAUUGGUUUAGGAUAUACUCAGACUCUGAAGCCAGGUAUCAAAUUGACAUUGUCAGCUUUGUUGGAUGGGAAGAACGUCAAUGCAGGUGGCCACAAACUAGGUCUAGGACUGGAAUUUGAAGCAUAAAAAAGGGAUUGUACCACUGCUACUUCUGAAAUACUUUACAGCAUAGCUACCUUCCGAAUUUAGUGUACUUUUCAAUGUUUUAUGUCUGGGAUGCAAUUAUUGCUGUGUCAGUCAUGUUGAACCAGGUUAAAGAUGACGAAGCUUCAAAAGUGUGUGUAUUCAGAGGAGGAGAAUAUAUUCUUCAGUUCCAGACCUUUGGGGAAUGUUGCUUGUUGGAGCUGUAUACUUACCAAUUACUCCAUGAAGGUCUGAUCUUGUCUUUAAACUGUUCUUAAGAUAAUGGCAAAGCAAACUUGAAAUAUAUGGCUAUGAAAAUGUCAGUCUAUCAUAGUGCUCAGGGAACUCAGUUUCCUGACCCUGUGUGAUCAGGCUUUUGCUCUCUGACGGAGUGUGCAAACUGUCUGAAAAGGGGCUGCUUAGGCAGAUGCAUCAUACACUGUUUUAAGUCUUACUUAGUUUUCCCUCCUACACCUACAGCUCUCUUUUUACACCAACAGCUUGUUCUCGGAGUGCUUUAGAGUGUUCACUUUGUAUAACUUUGGCGUGUAGAAAGUUUGAUGUGACUCAGCCAAUACUUAAAAUUCACAGCCUGUGUUGUGGUUCCUUUCCCUUGCACUAAUUAUGGAAAAGCUUGUACAACAGAACCAUAAGCAGGGAAGAGUCUUUGUAAUUGUAAUCACCUAGUGGCAGUGCAUUAAACAAAAUGGACUUUGUUUUACCACUCUUUUUUUUAGCAGUUUAAUGGGUACAUCUUCAGUCUUCCAUUUUUUGUGUGGAAUUAGACCCCAAAAUGCUGUACUGGACACCACUUAAAAUGAAAAACCCAACUUGAAUAAAACAUUGAAACUUCA